Molecule: messenger RNA, 3985 nt
Organism: Epinephelus fuscoguttatus (brown-marbled grouper)
Lineage: Eukaryota; Metazoa; Chordata; Actinopteri; Perciformes; Serranidae
Product: von Willebrand factor A domain-containing protein 7-like
Exons: 16
Coding region: 128-2941 (937 amino acids)
Source: RefSeq, a predicted model, not a curated record
AGCAACAGGUAGAACGAGUCCCGCACAACCCCACCCUCGCUGUGAAGCUCUGUUAAGCUUUGUGAAGCAGGUGUUGACACAAUAACAAUAAAGUGUAUGGGACAGCUUCAACGGCUAAGGUUGAAGAAUGACGUCUUCAGGGUUGGCUGUGUUGUGUCUCCUCCUCCUCCUGCACACUGGGGCACAGGGCUUUGGGAUAUUGCCAGGAAAGUCUCUGAAUCAUCUGGAAAUCACAGAGAGUGCGAUUUUAAAUGUCACGGCGCAUGUGUGCCGCGCUCUGGCCCAAGCUGAGGGGACAGACUUUACUUUUCCUGCACAGCCUCUCACUGCAGGGGCUGUUGCUGUGGCCUGUGGCGCUCCAAAGUCGUCCAAGAGUUUCCGCCGAGCCAUUAUAUUCAUCACACUGAUGAAUGUGCGGGUGGACCUCCGUCAUGCCCUCAAUGCAAGCUUCCACUUUGAUGAAGAAAUGUUUGAUCAGGGAAAGAAAAUCAUCACUGAGGGAUUAAAGGUUGUCAAAGCAAGCAACACGCAUGAAAACUAUGAGGCGGCGAGGCAGAAAUUGGGAGAGAUUUUACAUCCUUUACAGGACUUCUACAGUCAUAGUAACUAUGUGGAACUGGGCAACAAAUCCCCAAACUUCAAUCUGAUCAAAUCAGGCAGCAGCAUUGGUACCAUAGCAGCUGAAAGCAGGGCAACAUGUCGCAACUGUGUUGGAGACAACUGCACCAACAACAUCUUGAAGGACAUCAUAACGGAGGGCAUACUGACCUCUGGGUAUUUUAGUGUUGUGCCUAUAAACCCACACAAACCAAAAGGAAAAUGCAGUCACGGCGGAGCAGUUGACCAAACAAGCACCAUCGAACCUACAGGCGGGAUCAACAAAGACAGUUUUGACGCCAGCCACGGACACCUCCACAUGGAAGCUGCAAAUGUGGCAAUUGCUGCAACCAGUGACCUACUGGAGGACGUUCGCAGAGCUGCUGGUGACAGAGAGUUCCUCCAGAUGAUGGGAAUUUCCAAAGGAUCCAGUAAAGCUCUUUGCUUUGUGAUCGACACCACAAAAAGCAUGAGUGAUGACAUUGCAGCGGUGAAGGAAGUCGCUAAAACUAUAAUCACCAAUGUGGGCACAGAGAAUGAGCCCGCAGUUUACAUCCUUGUACCUUUCAACGAUCCAGACGUCGGACCAUUGAUAAAGACUUCAGACGCAGUUACCUUCAAGGCUGUCAUUGACAUUCUGUCAGCAAGUGGUGGAGGAGAUGACGAGGAAAUGAGUCUUUCGGGGCUUCAGAUGGCUUUGAGCAAUGCUCCUUCAAAUUCUGAGAUCUUCCUCUUCACGGAUGCACCUGCUAAAGACAAACAUCUGAAAAGCACAGUGACUGCAUACAUAGAGCGGACACAGUCAGUGGUAAACUUCAUGAUUUCUGGCACAACAACGGUCAAUCGUAGGAGACGGAGUAAUGAUGAAAAACCCAAGAUAGCAGCGUCAGAUGCUCAGCUGUACAGAAACUUGGCUCAGGCUUCAGGAGGUCUGACUAUUGAAGUCUCAAAGAAUGAGCUCCUUGAAGCCACCAGCGUCAUAAUAGACUCCUUCAGUCCCUCUCUGGUGACCCUUCUUCAGGCAUCCAGGAACCCAGGAAGGACAGAGACUUUCUCUUUUAUAGUUGAUGAGACAGUAACAAACGUUAUAGUUUACAUCACUGGACUCUCCGUCAGUUUCACUGUCAUCAGUCCCACAGGUGCAUCUGAGGAAAGCACCAGCUCGACGAGAUCAUUGAUUACUUCAUCACAGUCAGUGGGAAACUUUAAGACUGUGAAGCUACAAAAAAUAGCUGGAACGUGGAGUAUAAGAAUGGUGUCAACUGAUCCUUACACUCUGAAGGUGAUAGGUCAGAGUCCUCUUGACUUCGUGUUUGACUUUGUGGAGCAAUCACAGGGCACAUUUACAGGAUAUGAUGCUCUUGACACACGUCCCAGAGCUGGUGUCAACGGUAGCUUGUUGGUGUCUUUAUCGGGGAGUGACACAGCCACAGUGACGGAAGUCGCUUUGGUGGAAUCGUCUGAGUCAUCGGAGAUUAUAGGAGUCGUGGAGCCACAGGGUAGCGGAAACUUCUUAGUUCACGUUGACAGGAUACCAUCCGUGGAGUUUAUGGUGCGGGUGAAGGGCCAGGACAAUGGCUCCAGAGCUACAAUAGUGUUCCAAAGGCAAUCACCCACCAGUUUCAGAGCCUCAAAUCUGACUAUUACUGCUGAUUCACAAAGCAUCUUGGAUCCAGCAAAACCAUUCUCUGUGCCAUUUUCUGUGAUGACCAACGGAAAAGGGGGAAACGUCACCAUCCGAGCCAACAACAACCGACGUUUUAAGUCAACAUUUCCAACCAGUUUAAUGCUGGAAACUGGAAUGAGUGCUAAUGGUACAGUGACCAUCUCUGCACCUAUUACCACCCCGUCUGGUACCGAUGUCACCCUGACCAUUGAGGUUGAUGAUACUGAAGAUACUAACUACAUCGCACUACGUUUCUCCGUCAUUAACUCGGUGACUGAUUUCACUCAGCCGACGUGUGAGCAGCUCAGCCUGCAAGCCAACUGCUCUGAUAACUGCAGCUCAGCCACGUGGGAGCUCCUUGUCCAGGUGACCGAUGGGGCUGAAGGGUCGGGUGUCCGCAAUGUUAGCCUCAAAAAGGGAAACGGGACCAUCACCACCAGCCUGGCCCCCAGCAACGAGAACAUAACUCUGGUUUCCUACAAUGCGUCUUGCUGUUCACCUGAAAUGGAGUUGCGGGUUGUGGAUCGAGUGGGUAAUGUGGGCAUCUGUUCAUACAGUUACCUGGAAAGCUCAUCAGAGGCUUUCUCUGCGUCCACCAAAGUUACUCAGUCACCUCUUCUUUGUCUAAGCAUAGUAGUGUUGGGACUCUAUGUGCUGGCAGAACUUGGUAUCCAGUGAUUCCAUGCCAAAGUUACAAAUAGUUAAAGCUGCAUUAAUCAAUACUUUCAUAUUAGCAUUGAAUCAAUCGACCAUGUGUACUGUGAAAGGGGACACCUGAAGUGGCAAACCUAAAACUGUUUAGCUCACUAGGUUUUACUGUGCAUUUACUCCAUGGUGGAGUCUCACUGCUCUUAUCAACACAGUUUGCAGCACACCCAUGUAUUGCCUUCAGUUUGCGAGACAGGAUAAAUGCUAAAAAUUAGAAAUCCUGCCCUGAGGAAAAACUUGCUGGACUCCCUAAAAACUUGUGUUGUGUGUCUGAUGCACAUUCUCCACGGCUGGCAUUGAGUCUUAUCACUUUUUGAAUAAGAUUUACAUAACUGUAUUCUAAAAAGUUGUUUAUUAACUCAAACUUUACCUUAACUCCAAGAUUAAGGAGAUCUCCCUAACUUUAAACUAAGAUGACAUUUUUAUUUUUUUGUGCUUAUAACUUUAUGAAGAUAGACUUAGAUUUUUUACUUCCUUGCAGAUUUUCAAAUGACUUGUACAAUGUACAUAAGUGUGAGGCCCAAUAUAGAGAUUAUUGGAAAACGUGAACAGUCUAUUCUGUAUGUCUUCAUACUUGUAUAUCCUUCAAUUUAGUUUGCUACUAAAACCACGCCCAUCUGGGUGAAAUACCAAGUUUUAAGGGAGUCCCAAAACUGGAGUCUUCACCUGUAUGUGGUUACAUGCCAAUUGGUCCAUCACACAUGAAGGGUCUGGACACCCUUCACAUGUAAUAGACGGCAGGUGAUUUCUCAUCAAGACAUAAAAUUUAAAACGUUGCAACAACAAACAGAGGCCGCAGACAUUUUUAAAAAACAGUUUUUUUUAUUGUCGUCAUAAUGUGUCUAAUGUAUAAUCCUUUACAGAACACAAAACGCUUUGCUUUUCACAUUUUGCUACAAGUUCAACAAUGUUUCUCCUGUUUCCUUUAAUCACUAUUUACAUUUUGAAAAGUUUUCAGAGUGACUUAUGUGAAUAAACUGGUCAGUGAUCGUCUGACACGGGGCAUGAGACAAA